This is a messenger RNA of Yamadazyma jaroonii, 1005 nucleotides long. Lineage: Eukaryota; Fungi; Ascomycota; Pichiomycetes; Serinales; Debaryomycetaceae. The record is from the annotation of a GenBank genome assembly.
AUGUCAGCUACCGAUAAAUCAGCAUUACCAUUCACUGAACAACAUUAUUUCUCUUCAUACGAUCAUUUCGGGAUUCACGAAGAAAUGUUGAAAGACACCAACAGAACUUUAAGUUAUAGAUCAGCUAUGUUAAAAAACAGAGAUGCAUUCAAAGAUAAGAUUGUUUUAGAUGUUGGAUGUGGUACUGGUAUUUUAUCAAUGUUCGCUGUUAAAGCUGGUGCCAAACACGUUUACUCAGUUGAUAUGUCAAACAUUAUUGAUAAAGCUAAAGAAAUCAUCACCUUAAAUGGAUUCGAAGAUAAAAUCACUUUAAUCCAAGGUAAAUUAGAAGAUAUUGAAUUACCUGUUAAAAAUGUUGAUAUAAUAGUUUCUGAAUGGAUGGGAUAUUUCUUAUUAUAUGAAUCAAUGUUAGAUACUGUUUUAUAUGCUAGAGAUAAAUAUUUAGUUGAAGGGGGUUUAAUCUUACCUGAUAAAUGUUCUAUGUAUAUUGCUGGUAUUGAAGAUGGUGAAUAUAAAGAUGAAAAAAUUAAUUAUUGGCAAGAUGUUUAUGGAUUUGAUUAUAGUCCAUUUAUUGAAGUUGCUAUGGCUGAACCAUUAGUUGAUACUGUUGAUAACAAUUCAUUAAUUACUUCAAGUUACAAGUUCUUUGAAUUCGAUAUAAAUACCGUUAAAAAAGAAGAUUUAGCUUUCACCAGAGAAUUCGAAUUGAAAGCUUUAACUAAUGAAUUAUGUCAUGCUUAUAUUGUUUGGUUCGAUUGUGAAUUCCCAGGUAAUGAAAAAGUUUUCUUAAAAACUGGACCAAUGAGUCAAUACAGUCAUUGGAAACAAACUGUCUUCUAUAUGGAUAAAGUAUUAGAUUUAAAACAAGAUGAAAAAAUCAAAGGUAAAAUCUCAGCCAGACCAAAUGCUAAAAACCCAAGAGAAAUUGAUAUUGAAAUUGAUUGGGAUGUUCAAACUAAAGAUUCUAGAAAAGUUGUUGGUAAAUAUAAUUAUUUUAUGCGUUGA